Molecule: messenger RNA, 879 nt
Organism: Rotaria sp. Silwood1
Lineage: Eukaryota; Metazoa; Rotifera; Eurotatoria; Philodinida; Philodinidae
Source: the annotation of a GenBank genome assembly
AUGACAGCGUCUCAAUAUUUAUCUAUAACAUCGAAUAAAAAUCUUUUAAAUUAUAAUGAUGAUGAUGAUGAUAUUAUCACAUUUAAUAUUGGUGGUCAUAUUUAUUCAACAAAACGUUCAACAAUCAAUGACAAUGUUGAUUCUCAAUCAUAUCUAUCUUUAAUUAUAAAAAAUCAGACGAAUAUUCAAGUAAAUAAUAGUGGUCAAUAUUUUAUUGAUCGCGAUGGAAAACAUUUUUCUUAUAUAUUAAAUUAUUUUCGUGAGAAAAAACUUAUUUUACCAGAAAAUUUUAAUGAAUUAAAACAACUUUUAUAUGAAGCGAAAUUCUAUCAAUUAGAUCAACUUAUAAAUGAAAUUGAAAAUCAUUUAAAUAAAACAAAUGAAAAAAAUCAAGAAUAUUAUCAAGGUUUUCAAUUUACUUUAAUUUCAAAUUUAAAUCAAAAUAAAACCAUAUUAAAAUUAAUUGGUCCAUUAAAAUUAAUUACUUUUUUUCAUAUUCAAUCUAUUGGAAAUAAAUUUUUAAAUAUUAUUUCGUCAUUUAAUGAUCCAAAGAAUAUUUUAUGUCAAUUAUCUUUUCCUUUUAAUGAAAAACUUAUAUCAUGUCAACCAUCCGAUCAAUUACAACGUUUCGUACUUGCUAAACAGGCUAAAAAAAUGAAUUUAACUGUUAGUUAUUGUGAUGAUUAUUUUUAUAUACCUACGGAACGUAAUAUAAUGUCACGAGAUGAAUUUGCACAAUUAUUAUUAAAUAAAUGUGAUGGAAAAUUAUUAAAUACAAAGAUUAUGUAUGAUGAUUCACAUAUUCUAGUCGAAAAUUGGUUCCUACCAACAAAAUUUGAAGAAACAUAUUCGAAUGCAAGCAAAACAAGUGUACAUUAG